GUCUGCCACACCCAAGCAUUUUUUCUCGACGGUGAACGCCCAACUUCGGACUGCCGGCGUUUCUUUUCAUUUCGUAAAGUCAUAGACGGAGCGUUUACAUGACCAUUUCGUGGUGCUCUAGUCCGUCUCUGAGUUUGCGACAGAUAUAGCAGGAGGGGUGCAGCCAUGGAGCAGAUAAAUGCACCGAAGGAGGUGAAAAUCCUGGAGAGUGCAGAUGACAUUCAGGAAAGACGAGAGCAAGUUCUUACUUGGUAUGGAGAAUUCAAAGCUGAAGCACGAUCAAAACGUGUGAAACUUGAAGAUUCAAGAAGAUUCCAGUACUUUAAACGAGAUGCAGAUGAAUUGGAACUUUGGAUCAACGAAAAGUUACAGGCUGCUUCUGAUGAAAGCUACAAAGAUCCCACCAACCUGCAGGCUAAAAUUCAGAAACAUCAAGCAUUUGAAGCUGAAGUUGCAGCACACAGCAAUGCUAUUGUUGUGUUAGACAACACGGGAAUGGAAAUGAUUAAUCAGGAGCACUUUGAAUCAGAAAUCAUCGGCAAAAGGCUGAAUGAAUUGCAUCGCUUGUGGGAACUGCUACUUUCAAAGCUAGCAGAGAAAGGAAUGAAACUUCAGCAGGCUCUUGUCCUGGUCCAAUUUAUUCGCCAGUGUGAUGAAGUUAUGUUCUGGAUCAAUGAUAAGGAGACCUUUGUGACUACUGAUGAAUUUGGACAUGAUUUGGAGCAUGUAGAAGUUCUCCAACGUAAAUUUGAUGAGUUCCAAAAAGAUAUGGCAUCACAGGAGUAUAGAGUGACAGAAGUUAAUGACCUUGCUGAAAAACUUGUGACUGACGGACAUCCAGAGAAGGAAACUAUUACUCUCAGGAAAGAAGAACUUAAUGAAGCAUGGGCUAGACUGAAGCAACUUGCCCUUAUGCGACAGGAAAAACUUUUCGGUGCCCAUGAAAUCCAGCGCUUUAACAGAGAUGCUGAUGAAACUGUUGCUUGGAUUGCUGAAAAGGAUGUUGUUUUAUCAUCGGAUGACUAUGGUCGCGAUCUGGCUAGCGUUCAAACCUUGCAACGCAAGCAUGAAGGUGUUGAACGAGAUUUGGCUGCUCUCGAAGACAAAGUCUCAACCUUAGGUCAAGAAGCUGAGCGCCUUUGUGGUAUUCAUGCUGACCACUCAGACCAAAUCAAAGCUAAACGAGCUGAGAUUGUAGAAUUUUGGGAGAGCCUCACUGCAAAAGCCAAGGAAAGACGCUCCAAGCUUGAUGAGUCUUACCACCUUCACCGCUUUAUGGCUGAUUUCCGUGACCUCAUCUCAUGGAUCAAUGGAAUGAAAACCAUAAUCUAUGCUGAUGAACUGGCAAAGGAUGUGGCAGGAGCUGAAGCUUUGCUUGAACGUCACCAGGAGCAUAAGGGUGAAAUUGAUGCACGUGAAGAUAGCUUCAAGGCCACUGCUGAAGCGGGGCAACAGCUCCUAAGCCGGGAACACUAUGCUGCUGAAGAUGUAGAGAACAAGUUGCAUCAAUUAUCUGAUGAGAAGACCUCCCUCCUGCAGCUUUGGGAGGAGAGGCGCAUCCUUUAUGAGCAGUGUAUGGAUCUUCAAUUGUUCUAUCGAGACACUGAGCAAGCCGACACUUGGAUGGCCAAGCAGGAGGCAUUUCUAUCCAACGAUGACCUUGGAGACUCAUUGGACUCAGUAGAGGCUUUGAUCAAGAAACAUGAAGAUUUUGAAAAGUCUCUUGCUGCUCAGGAAGAGAAAAUCAAAGCUCUCGAUGAAUUUGCUACAAAGCUUAUUGAAGGUCAACAUUAUGCUGCCGAUGAUGUUGCUCAGCGUCGGGGAAUGCUGCUAGAACGCCGUGCGGCACUUUUGGACAGAUCUGCCCGACGUGCAGCGACUCUUCGUGAUGCUUACCGUCUGCAGCAGUUUGAGAGAGAUUGUGAUGAAACCAAGGGAUGGAUCAAUGAGAAGCUUAAGUUUGCCACUGAUGACAGCUACCUUGAUCCCACUAACUUGAAUGGUAAAAUGCAGAAACAUCAGAACUUUGAACAAGAGCUGAAUGCCAACAAAUCAAGGAUGGAUGAAAUUACAUCUACUGGCCAAGAGCUCAUCGAAGACAAUCACUAUGCUGCUGAACGCAUUCAGUCACGUAUGGAUGAAAUUGUGGAGCUGUGGGAAACUCUUAAUCGUGCUACUGAGAAAAAGGGUUCAAAGUUGCAGGAAGCUUCACAGCAGCAGCAGUUCAACCGCACAGUUGAGGAUGUAGAACUUUGGCUAUCUGAGAUGGAGGGCCAACUCAUGAGUGAAGAUUAUGGAAGGGACUUGACUUCAGUCCAGAACUUGCAGAAAAAGCAUACCCUCCUUGAGGCUGAUGUUGGAUCCCAUGCUGAUCGCGUGGAAGGAAUUCGCAGUGCUUCACAGCAGUUUGUUGAGCGAGGUCACUUUGAUGCCGACAAUAUCAAGAGCAAGCAGGAGGGUGUUACAGAACGUUAUGCUGCACUUCAAAAGCCAAUGUCUGUGCGGAAACAGCGCCUUUUGGACUCUCUCCAGGUCCAACAGCUUUUCCGUGAUGUUGAGGAUGAGGAGGCUUGGAUCCGUGAGAAGGAACCUGUGGCCGCCUCUACCAAUCGGGGUCGUGACCUUAUUGGGGUGCAGAACCUCAUCAAGAAGCACCAGGCUGUCCUAGGUGAAAUUAACAAUCAUGAAGGAAGAGUUGCUGCUGUCUGUCAGGCCGGUGAGCAAAUGAUUGGUGAUGGUCAUUUUGCCUCUGAGGAAAUUAAAGUGCGGAUUAACAACUUGAAUGAGCACUGGACACAACUCAAGGAAAAAGCUCUUCAGCGCAAACAAGACCUGGAGGACUCCCUUCAAGCACAUCAGUACUUUGCUGACGCCAAUGAGGCAGAAUCCUGGAUGAAAGAGAAAGAACCCAUUGUCAACAAUCAAGACUAUGGGAAGGAUGAAGAUUCAAGUGAAGCACUCCUGAAGAAGCAUGAGGCUUUAGUAUCUGACCUGGAGGCCUUUGGGAAUACUAUCCUUGGACUCCGUGAGCAAGCAGCUGGGUGUCGUCAACAAGAAACACCAGUGAUGGACAUCACUGGUAAAGAAUGUGUGAUGGCUUUGUAUGACUAUGCUGAGAAAUCACCUCGUGAAGUGUCAAUGAAAAAAGGUGAUAUGCUGACUCUGUUAAACUCCAACAACAAGGAUUGGUGGAAGGUUGAAGUUAAUGACCGCCAGGGUUUUGUGCCAGCUGCAUAUGUGAAGAAAAUGGAAGCUGGUCUGACUGCCUCUCAGCAAAAUUUGGCUGAUUCUAGCUCCAUUUCUGCUCGUCAGGGCCAAAUUGAGUCUCAGUACGACAACUUGUUGGCUCUUGCUCGCGAGCGUCAGAAUAAACUGAAUGAAACUGUCAAGGCAUAUGUGCUUGUUCGUGAAGCUGCUGAGCUUGCCACUUGGAUCAAAGACAAGGAAAAUCAUGCUCAAGUUCAAGAUGUUGGUGAAGAUUUGGAGCAGGUUGAGGUGAUGCAGAAGAAGUUUGAUGACUUCCAGGCUGAUUUGAAAGCAAAUGAAGUGCGUCUGGCUGAAAUGAAUGAAAUUGCCAUGCAACUAAUGAGUCUUGGACAGACUGAAGCUGCGCUCAAAAUUCAAACUCAAUUGCAAGAUCUCAAUGAGAAGUGGAGCUCUUUGCAAACACUUACUGCUGAGCGUGCCACACAACUUGGUUCAGCUCAUGAAGUUCAACGCUUCCACCGAGAUGUUGAUGAAACCAAGGAUUGGAUUCAAGAAAAGGAUGAAGCUCUUAACAAUGAUGAUCUUGGCAAAGACUUACGCUCUGUUCAGGCUUUGCAGCGAAAGCAUGAGGGAUUGGAACGUGAUCUCAAUGCUCUGGGUGACAAGAUCAAACAACUCGAUGAGUCUGCAAAUCGUCUCAUGCAAACACAUCCAGACACCGCUGAACAGACUUAUUCUAAGCAAAGAGAAAUCAAUGAAGAAUGGACACAACUGACUGUAAAGGCCAACAGCCGUAAAGAAAAGUUGCUGGACUCCUAUGACUUACAGCGCUUCCUGGCUGAUUAUCGAGACCUUAUGUCUUGGAUUAGCAGUAUGAUGGGACUUGUUUCCAGUGAUGAGCUUGCAAAUGAUGUGACUGGCGCAGAGGCUCUUCUUGAACGUCACCAGAGCCAUCGUGCUGAGAUCGAUGCCCGUUAUGGGGUGGUUCCUCAGGAACACCGCACCGAAAUCGAUGCUCGAGCUGGUACUUUCCAGGCAUUCGAAUUGUUUGGUCAGCAGCUUCUCCAAUCAGGACACUAUGCAAGUGUUGAAAUUCAAGAAAAGAUGGAAAGUAUGACUGAGGCCCGUCAAGAGUUGGAAAAGGCUUGGAUUGCACGCCGUAUGCAGCUUGAUCAGUGCUUGGAGCUUAUGUUGUUCUACCGUGACUGCGAGCAAGCUGAGAACUGGAUGUCCGCCAGGGAGGCAUUCUUGGCUGCAGAGGAAGUUGACUCCAAAGGUGAUAAUGUUGAAGCUCUCAUCAAGAAGCAUGAGGACUUUGACAAAGCUAUCAAUGCCCAUGAAGAGAAGAUUGCAGCCCUUCAAACCCUUGCUGAUCAAUUGAUGGCUGCAGAACAUUAUGCUGCUCCUCAAAUUGAUUCCAAACGCAAGCAAGUACUAGACCGAUGGCGCCAUUUGAAGGAAGCUCUUAUUGAGAAGCGUUCCAAGCUUGGGGAAAGCCAAACACUCCAACAGUUCUCACGCGAUGCUGAUGAGAUGGAGAACUGGAUUGCAGAAAAGUUGCAACUUGCCACUGAAGAAUCUUACAGGGAUCCUGCUAAUAUUCAAAGCAAACAUCAAAAACAUCAAGCAUUUGAAGCUGAGCUUGCUGCUAAUGCUGACCGUAUCCAGAGUGUGUUAGCCAUGGGCCAAAACCUUAUUGAGAAACGCCAAUGUGCUGGUUCUGAAGAAGCUGUUCAGCGUCGUCUUGCUUCCAUUGCUGAUCAAUGGGAGUUCUUGACCCACAAGACAACUGAAAAGUCUUUGAAGCUGAAGGAGGCUAACAAACAGAGGACUUACAUUGCUGCUGUCAAGGAUUUGGACUUCUGGUUGGGUGAAGUUGAAUCCCUACUAACAUCAGAGGAUGCUGGGAAAGAUUUGGCCUCUGUUCAAAAUCUUAUCAAGAAGCAUCAGUUGGUUGAAGCAGACAUCUCAGCCCAUGAUGAUCGUAUCAAAGAUAUGAAUGGUCAAGCUGAUUCUUUGAUUGAAAGUGGUCAGUUUGAUACUGCAAGCAUUCAAGAGAAACGUCAAUCCAUAAACGAACGAUACGAGCGCAUUAAGAACCUGGCUGCUCACCGCCAGGCUCGUCUCAGUGAAGCCAAUACCCUUCAUCAGUUCUUCAGAGAUAUUGCUGAUGAGGAGUCUUGGAUCAAAGAGAAGAAGUUACUCGUUGGUUCUGAUGAUUAUGGCCGUGAUCUAACUGGUGUUCAGAAUCUAAAGAAGAAGCACAAGCGUUUAGAGGCGGAGUUGGCUUCCCAUGAGCCUGCCAUUCAGGCUGUCCAGGAAGCUGGUGAAAAGCUUAUGGAUGUCAGCAACCUUGGUGUUCCUGAAAUUGAACAACGAUUGAAGUUAUUGAAUCAAGCCUGGUCUGAGCUGAAACAGCUUGCUUCGUCCAGAGGACAGAAAUUGGAUGAGUCUCUCACCUACCAGCAGUUCUUGGCUAAAGUUGAAGAAGAGGAAGCCUGGAUUAGUGAAAAGCAGCAGCUGUUGUCUGUUGAUGACUAUGGUGACACUAUGGCUGCUGUGCAAGGGCUUCUUAAAAAACAUGAUGCCUUUGAGACAGACUUUGCUGCUCAUCGUGAUAGAUGCACAGACAUAAGCUCUGCUGGCACAGAACUCAUCAAUGCUGGUAACCACCAUACUGAUUCAAUUGAACAGAGGUGCCAGCAAUUGGAAAAGAAGCUGGAAAAUUUGGCUGCGUUGGCUCAGAAUCGACAUGCCAACCUGAUGGACAACUCAGCUUACCUGCAGUUUAUGUGGAAGGCAGAUGUUGUUGAAUCCUGGAUUGCCGAUAAGGAGACUCAUGUCCGAUCUGAGGAGUUUGGUAGGGACCUAUCUACUGUUCAAACCUUGUUAACUAAACAAGAGACAUUUGAUGCAGGUCUUCAAGCUUUUGAACAUGAAGGUAUUCAGAAUAUUUCUGCUUUGAAAGAGCAGUUAGUUGCUGCCCAACAUGCCCAGACUCAAGCCAUUCAAAAACGACAUGCCGAUGUUAUUGCUCGUUGGCAGAAACUCUUGUCUGAUUCUGCUGCUCGUAAGCAACGUCUACUUCGUAUGCAGGAACAGUUCCGACAGAUUGAAGAGUUGUACCUCACCUUUGCCAAGAAAGCAUCUGCUUUCAAUUCCUGGUUUGAAAAUGCUGAAGAAGAUUUAACUGAUCCUGUUCGCUGUAACUCCAUUGAAGAGAUUCGUGCUUUGAGGGAUGCUCAUGCCCAGUUCCAGGCCUCUCUCACAUCUGCUGAGGCAGACUUUUCUGCUUUGGCUGCACUUGACCGUCAAAUCAAGAGCUUCAAUGUCGGCCCCAAUCCUUACACAUGGUUUACUAUGGAAGCACUGGAGGACACAUGGAGGAACUUACAGAAGAUCAUCAAGGAGCGGGAUGCUGAGCUUGCUAAGGAAGCCAAGAGGCAGGAAGAGAAUGACAAAUUGAGGAAGGACUUUGCCAAACAUGCCAACCAAUUCCAUCAAUGGCUCACUGAAACAAGAUUCCGCCUUCUAGGCUGGGAUGGAACCUCUAUGAUGGAAGGCUCCGGUUCUUUGGAGCAACAACUAGAGGCUACGAAGAAAAAGGCUACCGAAGUGCGAGCACGGCGAUCUGAUCUCAAAAAGAUUGAAGAUCUUGGUGCAAUCCUGGAAGAACAUCUUAUUCUUGACAAUCGUUACACAGAACACAGCACUGUUGGUCUAGCCCAGCAAUGGGAUCAGCUUGACCAGCUGGGAAUGAGAAUGCAGCACAACUUGGAACAACAAAUUCAAGCUCGCAAUCAAUCUGGUGUGAGUGAAGAUGCUCUUAAGGAGUUCUCAAUGAUGUUCAAACACUUCGACAAAGACAAGAGUGGUCGCCUCAACCAGCAAGAAUUCAAAUCAUGUCUUCGAGCUCUUGGUUAUGACUUACCCAUGGUUGAAGAAGGGCAACCUGAUCCAGAGUUUGAACAUAUUUUGGAUGUGGUUGAUCCCAACCGAGAUGGUUAUGUGUCAUUGCAAGAAUACAUGGCAUUCAUGAUCAGUAAAGAGACAGAAAAUGUCCAGAGUUCUGAAGAAAUUGAAAACGCUUUCCGAGCAAUUACUGCUGGAGACAGACCCUAUGUCACCAAAGAAGAGCUUUAUGCUAACCUCACCAAGGAGAUGGCUGAUUACUGUGUAGCACGAAUGAAACCUUAUGUGGAUGCUAAAACCGAGAGGCCCAUUCCUGGUGCAAUGGAUUACAUUGAUUUCACCAGAACAUUGUUCCAGAAUUAGAAUGUUCCUUGCACUGCCCUCCAUUUUUGUCAUAUGCUUUGGCAGCUUAAUCAGUAAUUUUAUUGUAUUAGUUUAAGAAAUAUUUUAUUGAUUCUUUUAACAUUUUUGAGAUAUGAGAUAUAUUUAUGUAGAGUAGAGAGGUGAUGGCGAAAAGAACCUUUCCUGGUGUGGAUUAUGCAACUAUGGCAGUCAUGUGUUGACCACUUGUGUUUUUGUUCUUUAUACUUAAAAAUAUUUCGCUUUUGACAAACCUUCCAGAAAGUAUGCCAUGAUUACCUAUGUGUUUCAAUUUAGGUAGUAAGUUUUAGCGCUUUACCUCCAGUUAGAUGGGAAGAUUCUUUAAUAUCUUUGUAUUUAUGAAGUUCUUCUACACAUUUUUUUAUUAUUCACUACUGGUACUUUUAUAUAGUUGUAAGUUGAACUUCUUUUCAUAAAUGCUGAUGUGAUGAUUCUUCAAAGAAUUAAAAAAAGUUUGAGCUAUUUAAACAAGGAUCUGAGGGAAGAUUAUUUCAUUUUUUCUUUCCAUUUUAAUACGUAUGUUUCAGAAAGGAAGUGAAAUUUCGUACUAGGUUGACAUUUUUUGCUUAAAAUAAACUAAAAUAGGUAAAAAAGAAGAUAAUUUAGAGAUGCUUUCCUAACUGUUAGGUACUUUGCCAACUUGCACCUUAUUUUUCCAUGCAUAGACCAUGCUUCCAUAUGUAAACUUUUGUCCUUCAUUUUGUUUUUUUAAAAAUCUGGACUGGAACAGCGUAAGAAGGAUUGCUUUAAGCAAACAUGUUGUGGGUGGGCCCUAGUGAUUAUUUAUUUUAAUUAAUUCAUGAAUGCAGAUAACUGUAUCAUGCUGCCUAGUGUUGUGGAUGGAAAAGCAAAUAAAUAUUAACCGCACUCAA
This is a messenger RNA of Frankliniella occidentalis (western flower thrips), 8372 nucleotides long. It is a transcript of the gene alpha-Spec, whose product is annotated as spectrin alpha chain. The transcript is spliced from 24 exons. The record is from RefSeq and is a predicted model, not a curated record. Gene Ontology annotation, cellular component: cell projection; cortical actin cytoskeleton; plasma membrane. NCBI's taxonomy places the organism in Eukaryota, Metazoa, Arthropoda, Insecta, Thysanoptera, Thripidae. Gene Ontology annotation, molecular function: calcium ion binding; actin filament binding. Gene Ontology annotation, biological process: actin cytoskeleton organization. The coding region runs from base 166 to 7482 and encodes 2438 amino acids.